GGCGGCGGCUCUCAGUCCGCUCGCUGGCCGGCGGGGUCGGCUGCUGCUGCUGCCGCCGCCGCAACAUGCCGCGGGUCGUCCCCGACCAGCGCAGCAAGUUCGAGAACGAGGAGUUCUUCAGGAAGCUGAGCCGAGAGUGUGAGAUUAAAUAUACUGGCUUCAGGGACAGACCACAUGAAGAAAGACAGGCCAGGUUUCAGAAUGCCUGCAGGGAUGGACGGUCUGAAAUAGCUUUUGUGGCCACAGGAACCAAUCUGUCUCUCCAGUUUUUUCCGGCCAGCUGGCAGGGGGAACAGCGGCAGACACCAACCCGAGAGUAUGUUGACUUUGAAAGAGAGGGAGGCAAGGUCUACUUAAAAGCACCUAUGAUUCUUAAUGGUGUUUGUGUUAUUUGGAAAGGCUGGAUAGAUCUCCAAAGACUAGAUGGCAUGGGCUGCCUGGAGUUUGAUGAAGAGCGGGCACAGCAGGAGGAUGCAUUGGCACAGCAGGCUUUUGAAGAAGCACGGCGAAGAACUCGUGAAUUCGAGGACAGAGACCGGUCUCAUCGGGAAGAAAUGGAGGUGAGAGUUUCACAGCUGCUGUCAGUUACUGGCAAGAAGACAACAAGACCCUAGCCCUGGAUCAAACCUAGGAAGUGGCGAUGAUCUGAAACUACGUUAAAAGAAGUGACCAAUGAGCCACACAUGCUUUUUAAUCUUGGCAAAUGAUCGCAUUAAAUGACCAGAAACUGUGAUAUCUGGGGAUAUACAAUAGUCUAUUCCCUGACCUGUGGCAGCCAAACUAUCAUGUACUGCCAUAGUUUGCACUAUGUUUGUGUUACAAUACCUGCAUUUCUGUUCUUUAAGCCUGUUGCCAGUGCAAAUUUGAGAUUCUUGUUUUCUAUGCAAGCUUAUAAUUUUGUUGGCACUGUUUUAGUGAAGACAGAACUUUAUGCAGCUAUAAAAAUGACUCCUUAACUGUAAUAUUCAUUUCAGACUAGGUCAAAACAUUGCAGAAUAAAGGUUUUUGUGAAUUUACUAAAAGCCAAAACUUUCUAAAGUAAUUUUUAUAUGGGCUUUUGGAAGUUUGGUUGUCAUUUGUGUUCUUUCUUUUAAAACAUACAUUCUUUGUAGGUUUUUUUAGGGGGGGGGGGUGAUUUUUUUCCUCUCUAAAUUUGCAAUACAUUUUACCCUAGUAAUACAAUAUUGUUGUUUUACUGAAUUAUGUAUUUGUAAUUUUCAAAAUGGUAAAAUCCCUUGAUCAAUUGUCUGCAUUUCAUUAUGUUUUAUAUGGCAAAACAUCAAGAUUUCAAUCACAUUUUGUUAUAGUUUCUGUUCCACACGUAUUGCUGAUGUUUAAUGUAUGCUCUUGUACAUAUAACCUGCUGAAACUCUUUACAGCCCAGCUUUGUUUUUAUUCAGGGACUUCUUAAAAAUAGAUCUAAAACGGGAUACUGCAACUUUCAUGAUUAGGCUGAUGCUAAAAGUGAUAUAUGUUUAAUACGAACAUGUUGAAAUAGCUGCUGUAGGUGUACUAUAUCUUUUCCUUAUUCUAACUGAAGUGAAAGUAUGAAUUGGGGUGUUUGAAUUGUAUGAAAAAAAAACAUACUGGCCAAAAGAGAUCUUUAUGUUUUGUUA
Heteronotia binoei (common prickly gecko) is the source of this 1616-nucleotide messenger RNA. It is a transcript of the gene CBFB, whose product is annotated as core-binding factor subunit beta. The transcript is spliced from 6 exons. Gene Ontology annotation, biological process: regulation of transcription by RNA polymerase II. Gene Ontology annotation, molecular function: transcription coactivator activity; sequence-specific DNA binding. NCBI's taxonomy places the organism in Eukaryota, Metazoa, Chordata, Lepidosauria, Squamata, Gekkonidae. The record is from RefSeq and is a predicted model, not a curated record. Gene Ontology annotation, cellular component: nucleus; core-binding factor complex. Bases 66 to 614 code for a protein of 182 amino acids.